UCCCAGGAGAGGGCCCUUCAGGCUGUCAUUCAUUCAUUUGUCUUAAGAGACAGGUGCAUCUGUAGGCUAGGUCUUCAUUAUCAUCUUAAAUGUGGGGCAUGUGAUGACCCGUGAAAAUCAACUAACAUACAAGUAAAGAGUGUGAAGGCAGGUGUGGAUCACAUCUGCCUUUUAGGGCCACUCCAGAGGCACUGGGGAGGGGGAUGAGUUGCAGGGAAUUCCAGGGGAAAGAGACCUUAGAGGUUGCAUCAGAAAUAGUAAGUUCCCUAGGAUACACAAAUGUGUGCCUUGUUCUGGGCACUUCCUGUGCCAACCACAGGGUGGCGCUGUUAAGCAGGGUUACGACCAAGUUAAGAGUGGCAAGGGCUUGGGAAGACUGGUGCGGGGCAAUGCAGGGGAGGGUCUUUGCAAACCUCCUCUCGGAACCCUUGGGGCAGAUGGGUGCUAACGGGAGAAAACAUCCUGGGGUGGGGACUCAGGAAGGUAUGCGCCCCCGUGCACAGUAGGUACUGCUGUGAUUCACUGGCGGGGCCUGCGGUGCUCCUCUGAGGGAGGCAAUAGCAGUCAUCCCUCCCCCCAAGUUAUUUGUGGUGCUAGGGACUGAAUUUAGACCAUUGAACUAUAUCCUGCCCACCACCCUUCUUCAAUUUUAAGACAUGGUCUUGCUAAGUUAAUCCAGUCAACCUUAAAUGCAUGAUGCUCUUGCCUCAGCCUGAAUUGCUGAAAUUAUAGGUGCUCACAACCAUGCCCCAAAGUAGAACCCAUUUUAUAGAUAUGAAAACCUGGACCCUGAAUCUAUCUGGAAACGACAGGACAGCCUCUCAGUGGAAGCAAGGCAAUGCCAGGAUGCUCAGACUUGGACACAAAGGCAGUACCCAGUUGUCCGUUAUGGAGGCAGUUCUUAACCCAUGGUCUCAUUGAACAGCCUUAUUGUGGUCUUGGGCGGGCACAACUCUGGGAAGGGGGAAGAGAUUGGGCAUGAGCCUUCCUUGCAGGGCCAGAAUCAUGUGUGCCGGAUGAGCUACCCUCACUGAACACUGCAAGGGAAGGGGGAGUCACGGGCAGGAUGAUUGGGUCCUGACCUUUCCCACAAAACUCCAGCAACUGAGGUAGCAUUGCCUUGGGGAGGAGGCUCUGAGGCCACAGUCAUAGCAAGGUAUGGGGAGCAGAGUAUUAGAAAUGCACACACCGGGGUUGGGAAUUUAGCUCAGUGGUAGAGCAUUUGCUUAGCAAGUGCAAGGCCCUGGGUUCGGUUCUCAGCUCUGGAAAAUGAAAAAAGAAAGAAAUGCACAUGCCUUUAAUCCCAGCACACAGGAGGUAGAGGCAGGCAGAUCUCUGUGUUUGAGGCCAGCAUGGUCUAUAGAGUGAGUUCCAAGACAACAGGGCUACACAGACUCUGUCUCCCAUAAAUAAACAAACAAACAAAUAAAUUUUAGAAAGUGCUUCUGGAACGAAUCUGGCAACCAUUGAGCAGAAUGGAAGAUUCCUGUAUCUCAGCUUCCUUCCCAGAUACUCCUACAAGCGGGAAGCACGAGAAGCAGGCAGCUGCAUCCCAGUUUGUCACCAGGGGCGCCAGAGCAGAUGUUCUCGGUCUGCGAAGGCAUCUGUAGCCUGCUUGACAUUCGUGCUGGGGAUUUUGACCAAUUGAGGACUAGACUGCGGAAUGAACAGGGAGUUGGCUCCACCCUCAGCCAGGGAAGCCCCGCCUCUCCCAUAGCCUGACCCCUGCGCAAAGCAUGCUGGUAGCCAUGGGCUGCGCGCAGGCCCAUCACGCUCAGAUCUGUUCUGCGCUUUCCCCCCAACUUCGGUACUUCCGGGAUAUUGGGGGAGCGGGGGUGGGGAGCCCGGUGCGCACUCGAGAUCCCGGCCUGAUUGUUCCUGACCCUAUGUAGACGGCCUAGACCGUGACUUUCCACCCUGAGCCAUCUGGUGAACCACGAGCUGGCCAUGCAUGGGAAGCUGCUGCUGCUGGCCGGCCUCUAUCUUGUGCAGGGUCUGCCCUAUGGACUGCAGUCCAGCUUGCUGCCCAUUUUACUGCGGGCCCAUGGUCUCUCCCUGACGCGUGUGGGUCUGACCAAGGGAUUGUAUGUCCCAUGGCUGUUAAAACUGGCGUGGGCGCCACUGGUGGACAGGCGGGGCUCCCCUCGGGUCUGGUUAACACUCAGCACAGUGGCCCUGGGCCUGGUGUGUGGACUGCUGGCUGUGUUGCCUCCCCCGCAAACUGGCCAGACAGGCCUGCCCAUCAUCAUGAUGGGGCUGCUGCUGCUGCUGAAUCUGGGUGCAGCAGUGCAGGACGUGGCUCUGGACACAGUCGCUGUGCAGCUGCUGGAGCCAAAGGAGCUGGGAGCUGGGAACACUGUACAGGUGGUGGCUUACAAGCUGGGAUCAGCACUGGCUGGGGGGGGCCUAUUGGUCCUCUUCCCGACCCUGUCUUGGCCAUUGCUUUUUCUGCUCCUAGCUGCCACCUACUGGCUGGCUGCUGCCUUAGCCUGGGCUGCACCAACCUUGGGACAGCUGCCUUGGCCUCAGGUCUCAGAGCAUACCACCCCCACAUCCUCCUAUCUUCUACAAGAUUUGAUGGCUGUGCCUGGGACCCUCUGGACAGCAGGCUUUGUGCUCACCUACAAGCUGGGUGAGCAGGGAGCUGGAAGCUUGUUUCCACUUCUCCUGUUGGACCAUGGUGCUUCUGCCUCAGACCUGGGGCUAUGGAGUGGCUUGGGUGCCGUGACCUGCUCCAUUGCUGGCUCCUCUUUAGGUGGGGCUCUACUGGCCCGGCACUGGCAGCCUCUCUCCCUAUUGAGGUCAGUGCUGCAGCUACGCCUUGGGAGUUUGGCCUGCCAGACGGCUCUGCUUUUCUACCUCAGUACCCCAGGGGCCAGUCUGGACCCUGGUACAAUCACGAGAGCUUUGCUGAGCCUGUGUCUACAGCAGUUUCUGGGUGGUGUGGUCACCACCGCCACAUUCACUGUGAUGAUGCACUGUAGCCAGCUGGCACCCAGAGCCCUGCAGGCCACGCAUUACAGCCUCCUGGCCACUCUGGAACUGCUGGGCAAGCUGCUACCAGGUACCCUGGCUGGAGUGCUGGCUGAUGGCCUGGGCCCACACCUCUGCUUUGCUGCCUUCCUUGUCCUCUCAGGGCUGCCCAUUCUGGAUCUCAGCCUGGCACCCAGUAACCUGACCUGAGCUGUCCGUAAAGCCAAUAAAGCUAUCUAUGGCCUGGCUGUCUGAAACACAAAA
Molecule: messenger RNA, 3237 nt
Organism: Peromyscus californicus insignis
Lineage: Eukaryota; Metazoa; Chordata; Mammalia; Rodentia; Cricetidae
Gene: Slc33a2
Product: major facilitator superfamily domain containing 3
Exons: 5
Coding region: 1948-3183 (411 amino acids)
Biological process (GO): transmembrane transport
Cellular component (GO): membrane
Molecular function (GO): transmembrane transporter activity
Source: RefSeq, a predicted model, not a curated record